AUGCCGACAUACUUGUGCCAUGGAUUCAGGUGGUACCGCCGCAGCAUUCGUGUCUUUGUCAUUCUGAACGACCUCGAAGAUUGCACGCCAGAUUGGAUCAUCGGACGAGACACUGCUGCCGUAAUUCUCAGCCAAUUCGCCGAGUCAUUUGACUUCGUACCAAGGCUAGAGAAUGAGGACGGCACCGUCGCACGACCAGAGUCCAGCCAGACGACGCCCCCGGGGGAAAAGCGGCCACGGCCACAGUGUUACGAUGAUGAAUUGGCCAUGCCCACCUCCAAGGUGCCUGGCUGCGAGGACAAUAUACUUGUCCAUGAGUGGUCCCCAGUAAAACUCUUGGAGGAAUACGACAUGAACGAAGUUGAACAUGCUGCUCGGCCGUACGCCUAUGUGGCCGAUCAUGUCGUCCGUGUGGAUCUCGGCGUAGACAUUGCGGCAGAAAUAGCGGCGUACGAGAACGCCGUCAAGGACACCCGGUCGUCGUGGUUUGAGAAGCUACGUGACCAAGUCCAGGCGGAAGAGCAAUCGCGGUGGUACGUGGUUGUGUGUGACGAUACCGAUCGGCAGGCACCCGAGAACUGUGACGAAGGAGAUGAAGUCCCGUCCGAGGUGGCUGCGGCGGCUCGACUGCCUCCAUCUCAAGUGCGGGCACAACCGGGUGUGAUGUCAAGGAUGGCUUCAGCGACCCUGGCAAGCGAUCAGAUGGACUUGGGCUAUGCAUGGAGAGGCUCAUCAGGGAGCAGACCAGACGCACCUACACAGCCCACCUUUCUUGACCAGGAUCCUUUCAGGAAAGAGCUGCCGGCAACCCCGCGCUUGAAGAAGAAGCUAUCCAUACGACGAUUAUUCUCCAAGAAGGACGCGUAG
This is a messenger RNA of Metarhizium album ARSEF 1941, 867 nucleotides long. RefSeq lists its product as uncharacterized. The transcript has a single exon. The record is from RefSeq and is a predicted model, not a curated record. Lineage: Eukaryota; Fungi; Ascomycota; Sordariomycetes; Hypocreales; Clavicipitaceae. The coding region runs from base 1 to 867 and encodes 288 amino acids.